AAUCGAAAAGGAGAACACAAUCUUCGAUUGAAGAGUGUUCGUGAGGUGGUGUUGGUGUGACUUGGAGUCCCAUGUCCAUUUGGUUUGUCACUUGAGUUCAACUCGGAUAUUUCAACACCCGAAUUUGAUUUGGAUCUGAGCAAUUCCCUUUCCCACUAAUAUCCUCAUCAUCUUCUCUCUGACUCACUUGGAUACAUGGGCUGCCUCAGUCCCUGGCUCUGCUCAAUCCCUCCAUGGCUUCCUUCUUCUCAAUCCCUCCGACAGUAGAACACGCUCCACCUCGUUGCUCUUUUCCCUCCCACUCUCACACAGACAGACACUCCCAUAUACAAUCCAAAUCAUCCUGAAGACAACAACAUUUCCUUGUCCAUGACAAUUGGCCCGAACCCAAAACCAACAGUAGCAGCAGCACGAAACCCAUUUCCCACAAGACCAGUGGACUAUCCCCACUUGGUCAGAUAGAGUAUGAUAUCUUCAGGGAUCAACCUGGUGAUGACUGUGAUUGGUUUCGCGGUGAGCACCAUGUUCAUCGUCUUUGUCUGCACCAGGCUUGUUUGUGCUCGCAUUCACCUCAAUGUUUCCAGACGCUCCUUCCCCACAGCUUCCAGAUCCGAUCUCAGUAUUCUAGAACGCGGUUUACAUGGCGUUGAACCUGUAGCUGUAGCCAAAUUUCCGAUAAAGAAGUACAAUGAUCCGUUUUUUUCAGCCGUGGAAGAUGCUCAAUGUACAGUUUGCCUCGCAGAAUACCAUGGCGAUGAUGUAUUGCGCAUCCUCCCAUAUUGUGGGCACUCUUUCCAUGUGACCUGUAUAGACAUAUGGCUUCAUCAGCAUUCCACAUGUCCUGUAUGUAGAAUAUCAUUGCGGGAGCUUCCUGAGAGAAAACGUCGUUUGCAACCCUUGUUCAGUUCAGCUAUUCGAUCUCAUUAUGGUACAGAAUCCUUUGACAUCCAUUCUUAUCGCUAUCCUUUGAACAAUCAUGGAUCAAGAACGCAUGCCAACCCUAGUAUGGACCCCAUUCAAGAGGAUCACAUAGCAUCUGAGGGUGAUGGAGCAGAUGCCAGGGAGAAUGUCUUGCCCUUAAAUGAGAGUAUUCGGAAUUCUAAGGACAUGGAAAACAAGCAUGUAGAGAGCCCAUCAAAUCCUUAAAUACAAUGGUUUUUUCGGAAUCCAAGUAAUUUGCAGCGAUCAAAACAGGCAUGUCCUUAAUCUGCAAGUAAAUACCAUUUGAGCUCAAUUAGAAAGUUGGGAUCAGCUUGUUGCCGACUCUUCGUGCUUGCUGUAUAUAGUGCAAAAGUGAGGUUUUCAGUUGCGGUCUCUUUCUUUUAUGUUCAUGGUUCAGUUUCUUCUUUCCCUAUUAGGUGGCUGAUCUUGGGAAGUUUUGUUAGAUCAGUUCUAAAGACAUAGAGAACGACUGGAGGAGGUUGUAGUUGAUUUACUUGUAUCCCUCUCAUGUAUUGUCAGAGUAUUAUACUCACGUAACCUAAAAACUGGCCGAUAUUUAUGAGUGAAAAUUGUCAAAACACA
Fragaria vesca subsp. vesca is the source of this 1524-nucleotide messenger RNA. Its product is annotated as RING-H2 finger protein ATL32-like. The record is from RefSeq and is a predicted model, not a curated record. The transcript has 3 exons. Bases 466 to 1146 code for a protein of 226 amino acids. Lineage: Eukaryota; Viridiplantae; Streptophyta; Magnoliopsida; Rosales; Rosaceae.